CAAUGCUCACCUAGGAGCCGGGUGACACGCCGGCCUCCACGCCGUGCCACGAGCACACGGCCAGGCUGAGGGAACCCUGGCACCAGCCCACAGCAUGGAGCCCAACCCUGAGAUGAAAAGGAAUAGGUUACCCAGCAUGAACUUUGAAGCAGAGAUUCUGGCAGAUCCACACGAUAAUUCAGAGCUGUAUGUCAUCCCUUCUAUGAGAAGUCUCACGGCUGAGGAAUAUGUAGAGGCCUUUCAGUCAUUUUUGGAUCACUCGACAGAGCACCAGUGCAUGGAUGAGUUCAACAAGGAAGUGAUGCCACACAUCAUGGCUGGUCUCGGCAAUGGAAAAUCGACUAUAAACAUCCUGGGAGUGGGGAGUGGCACAGGUGAACAGGAUCUAAAAAUGAUCCAAAUCCUGCAGGCUGCACAUCCAGGGGUCCUUAUUAACAACGAGAUCAUAGAGCCCAACCCACAACACGUGGCUGCCUACAAAGAGCUGGUUAAUCGAGCUUCAGAUCUGCAGGGGGUCUCUUUUACUUGGCACCAGCUUACUUCCUCAGAGUAUGAACAACAGGUGAAAGAGAAAAACACACACAAGAAGUUCGACUUCAUCCAUAUGAUUCAGAUGCUGUACCGUGUGGAAGAUAUUCCUAACACCAUCAAGUUUUUCCACAGCUGCCUCAACCAUCAGGGUAAACUCCUGAUCAUAAUUCUGUCAGACAGCAGCGGUUGGGCCAGCUUAUGGAAGAAGUACAGGCAUUGCUUGCCUUCAACUGACAGUGGCCACUACAUCACCUCCGACAGCAUCACGGCAGUUCUGAGGAAGCUCAGCAUCAAGUACCAUGUUUAUGAGUUCCCAUCGGGCUGGGACAUCACUGAGUGCUUCACUGAGGGGGACCCAGCUGGAGGCCAUAUGAUGGAUUUCCUGACAGGGACAAAAAACUUUCUGGGCACAGCACCAGCAGCUCUGCGGAGCCGUCUGCAGGAGGCUCUCUGCCAGCCUGAAUGCAGCAGCAGGAAGGAUGGGAGAGUCAUUUUCUGCAACAAUCUCAGUAUGAUCGUAGCGGAAUCCUAGAGCCUGGACCAA
Phasianus colchicus (ring-necked pheasant) is the source of this 1075-nucleotide messenger RNA. Its product is annotated as carnosine N-methyltransferase 2. Gene Ontology annotation, molecular function: N-methyltransferase activity. NCBI's taxonomy places the organism in Eukaryota, Metazoa, Chordata, Aves, Galliformes, Phasianidae. The record is from RefSeq and is a predicted model, not a curated record.